This is a messenger RNA of Ilyonectria robusta, 957 nucleotides long. RefSeq lists its product as uncharacterized. The transcript has a single exon. The record is from RefSeq and is a predicted model, not a curated record. Bases 385 to 870 code for a protein of 161 amino acids. NCBI's taxonomy places the organism in Eukaryota, Fungi, Ascomycota, Sordariomycetes, Hypocreales, Nectriaceae.
GUCCAGAAGUCGUGGACCUACAUUGCAGCUGAUUCGAGCGACUUGUCCGGCUUGGGAAGCCUGCAAUACUUCAUGCCCAGUCUUCCCAAACUGGUUGCCGCAGGGUCUGCUGGCUAUAUCGAUUACUCGGCUUCUUCCGUUCCAGUACUGUUUUCUCAAGGGCAAUGCUCUUCCAAAAUCGACCAAAUCGGAAGCCCGCAAGGCUCGAUCCAGAAUGGCAAUAACGACAUUUAUCUUGACACUACGGCCAACGGUACAGCCAGAAUCUAAGUGAUAACUGCAGCCAAUAUAGGAUGGUCAUGCUUGGCUUAUAUUGGCACGACGAAUGGAACAGCGAAUUUCAUAUCGGACACCAGCGGCAGCUGGAAUAUCUCAAGCGUCAAUAUGUCAACUCCGGCUAGUAUCCACUUCUCCACAACCCCUGCGAGGUGGAAUAUGAUGGCGGAUAUUAUCUCCGACGCACUAGGCCAAACUGUAGCUUCUUCAGGGUGGAAUUGGAAUACGGAUACUCCAAAAAGUCCCGGAUACGCAAUGAUGCUGAUAAACACUCGUCUUUGCUUCGCAACAGCUACGUUGGCAUUCAGCCAAAGCCGAUCAAACAGCAGUUCAAAUAAUGUAACCGGAGAAGCUCAUCGGCCUGUCCAGAAAGUAGUGCUACACGCCAACUGGGCUCUCAAGGUUACCACCGCAUGUCUGUUGCUGCAAGCGCUGGUGGCGUUGUCUCAUCUGGUUUAUUGGGAAAUGGAAGUUCGACUUUGGUAUUCUCCAAAUCAUGGAGAUGCGAGAAUCUGCAGCAAUGACUGCUCCCGCAGACGCAGGGACUCCCCUCCUGGGGCAUUGUUCCGAACUUCGCACGGGUGUUACAGAUAAUCGGGAGGUGGCAAUCCGGUCGAAUGGACCACCCCAUUGGCAUUUGGGGUUUGUGCAGUGCAUCAAUGGGAUUACUCCGGCGCCGUG